Parathielavia appendiculata is the source of this 1256-nucleotide messenger RNA. RefSeq lists its product as uncharacterized. The record is from RefSeq and is a predicted model, not a curated record. Lineage: Eukaryota; Fungi; Ascomycota; Sordariomycetes; Sordariales; Chaetomiaceae. The coding region runs from base 92 to 1045 and encodes 317 amino acids. The transcript has 2 exons.
CAAAGCACUUCAGCUCUUAACUCACAUGCCAUGCCGCAAACGACAUCGAAAGCCUGAAUGACCAGUCGAAUAGCCAGUCUAAGUGCCGGAAAUGGGGUCAGUAGGUGAGAAGAAGCAAGAUGCCUCUUCGGCAGCCAGAAUCCGCGAUAACCAACGACGCAGCCGAGCUCGUCGGCGCGAACUUGUCGAAGAGUUGAAGGCCCGGGUUCGUGAGUAUGAACGCCAAGGUGUGCAGGCAACCGUGGAGAUGCGCCAGGCAGCUCGCAGAGUGGCCAUCGAGAACUCGCGGCUGCGCGCCCUUCUCUCCUCCCAUGGUGUGACCGGCGAGCAAGUCGACCACUACCUGGCAUCAUUUAAUGACCAGCCGUCGUCGGAAGCUGAGCCAACAGUAGCAUUGGCGCCGCGACCACAGGAGACGGGCGCGCUGCACGCACCACUCCCACGACUAGACGGAAUCCAUGCGAAUGGCCGGGCAUCAUACGGAGAUGAGUCAGCAAGCAGUCCAUACGGCGCGGAACCGGUGACCGCCACCUCCCAAAGAAGCCCAAAUGCAAGCAGUAUGAGCCAAGCAUCACCGGCUGACGACAACACGGUUGUCGAAAUUCCCGCGAGCGACUAUUACUCGCCCAACAAAGCCCCAAUCUCCGCUCUGGACACGCUGGCAGUUGUGGCCGACGCGAGCAUACGGCAGACGUGCUGCGGACCAACCACUCAGUACACCCCAGCCGACGACCGAGACGUCCGGAAAUAUGCACCCAUAAGAGCAGAGCCAGCCCCAUGCAGCAGCAACGGCGGUGACGGCUGCGACUCAGCCUCACCGUUACAGCUUCCAACUCCAGGCUCCAUAAACUCUCACCCGACGACGACGACGAGGGGUUCUCAUUUCGAGAUGUCGUGUACGGCCGCCGCGCACAUCAUGGCCAGCAUUUCCCGGGACGGAAGCGAGGAGAAGGCCCGAGAGGCGAUGGGAUGCUCGGGAUCUGAGGAGUGCCUUGUCAAGAACACGGUUCUAUUCCAGCUUCUCGACAGUUUGGGGGCCCUGUGAGGGAUUUGACAAAUGCAUCAGGGCAGAGCUUAACAACUGUGUGAGGGCGUUGGCAGCAUUUAGAAAGGCAGAUUCAAAUCGAGUUUGGAUAUCUUUACCCACCUUCUGCGGCUUCUUUUUGAAGCAGCGCCGCCCUACUAAGCACCUUGCUGGUGUCUCGGUCCUAGAAACAAGGUACCUCAGGUACCUUACCGUAGUUCAGGAGGCGUAU